GGUAAAUAUGGGCAAAAACUGAGGGCAAUUCAGAAAAAAGCAAAGCAAAAGCGACGAUGCUCCCACCUGAGAUUGCAGAGACGCAGAGAGAGUGAUAGACACAGACAGAUCUGAGUCGGGAGAACGAGUCGGGAGAACGAGUUCGAGGACGAGUUCGAGUAUGUACUUAGGGAGCUCUGCUGUUUGUUGUUGUCAGCAAUUAAUGGUUUAAAGUUCUUACAGUACGCAUUGUGAGUGAAGAUUGUCCCCACCGUUAGAUCGCAUCUCUGAAACUCCACACCAACCGUCCGAUUUAUUCCUCUCUCCCUCCUCCUCUCUCUGUCUCUCUCUAUCCUCUCUCUCUCUCUAGCUUAGCUCUAAUUUUGGAGUCGAAGCAGAAGACCUUCAGUGAAACCGAUCGGUCUCCAAAAUUCUCGAGUCUCUCACGCGGCGCUUUCUCAGAUUUGAGCCCUGUGACGGCUUUCUUAUGACGGAGCUCAAGAACAAACUGUGUAAGUGGGUUUCAGAGUCUGAGAGACAAAAAUAAGUGGAUAAUUUCUCCUUAGCGAAGAAAUUUGGGCAAUAAAUUUUGGAUUUGAUUUCUUCUAAAUUGGUUGCCCCUUUGAGGAAUCUCCAGACAUAUAACAGGGUUUGAAGGCAAAGAGGGCUAAAAUAGUGAGUAAUCCUGAUUUUUUCUGGGUUUUCUUUCUUCUUCUUUAUUGUUCUUGAAUACCUGAAAUUCGUCUGUGGUUGUCGUUGAAGUUUAGCUCUAUAACUUCAUUUUCAGCCAAAACUGGAAGGAACCAUAUAGUUAGAAUUAGAAAGAGAGACAGAAAGAGAAUCAAUGGAAGAUUUUUCAAAAUACACUCAUAGUCCAGUUCAUUUGGCGGUGGUGCGCCGUGACUAUGCCGCCUUAAGGCGAAUUAUCUCUACCCUGCCACGGCUCGCCAAGGCUGGAGAAGUUAAUACUGAAGAGGAGUCUCUUGCUGCUGAGCUCCAGGCUGAUGCCGUCUCAACUGUUAUUGAUCGUCGUGAUGUUCCAGGGCGUGAGACUCCUUUGCACCUUGCAGUACGCCUCCGAGACGCCACCUCUGCAGAGAUUUUGAUGGCAGCUGGUGCGGACUGGAGUCUCCAGAAUGAGAAUGGUUGGAGUGCUCUCCAGGAGGCAGUGUGUACUAGGGAAGAGUCAAUUGCACUGAUCAUUGCAAGGCAUUACCAACCUCUCGCUUGGGCAAAAUGGUGUCGUAGACUGCCACGUAUUGUUGCCUCAAUGGCUCGUAUUCGUGAUUUUUACAUGGAGAUAACUUUCCAUUUUGAGAGCUCAGUCAUUCCAUUUAUUGGUCGUAUUGCUCCAUCAGAUACUUACCGCAUUUGGAAGCGUGGUUCUAAUCUUCGUGCUGAUAUGACCCUUGCUGGUUUUGAUGGUUUCCGGAUUCAAAGGUCGGAUCAGACAUUUUUGUUUCUCGGAGAAGGGUACUCUUCAGAGGAUGGCAAUGUGACUUUGUCACCGGGUUCUUUGAUUGUUCUUUCCCAUAAGGAGAAGGAAAUUACAAAUGCUUUGGAAGGUGCAGGCACCCAACCAACAGAAGCAGAAGUUGCACAUGAAGUUGCAUUGAUGUCACAGACAAACAUGUAUAGGCCUGGUAUUGAUGUUACGCAGGCUGAGCUUGUUCCCCAUUUGAAUUGGAGGCGACUGGAGAGGACUGAGAUGGUGGGAAAUUGGAAGGCCAAAGUUUAUGAUAUGCUUCACGUUAUGGUGAGUGUGAAGUCAAGGCGGGUUCCUGGUGCCAUGACAGAUGAGGAACUUUUUGCUGUGGAUGAUGAAGAACGGUUGGCAAAUGGUGAUAACAAUGAUGACUAUGAUGAUGUUUUGACAGCUGAAGAAAGGAUGCAACUGGAUUCUGCACUACGAAUGGGGAACUCAGAUGGUCUUUGUGAGGAUGAGGAACAUGGGAUUGUCGAAUACCAAGAAAAUGGUUCUGUAGGUUUCCAUGAGAAUGGUGAAUCCAAUGGUGCAAAAGAGAAGAAAAGUUGGUUCGGUUGGAACAAAAAAGGUUCAAAGAGUAUUGUUGAGGAUCCUGAAGACUCCAAGAUUUUGAAGAAAUUCUCGAAGUUGGCCCCUGAAGGUAGCAAUCAGAAACCAGUGGAUCAUCAAAAACCAUCAUCCGAAUUUGGCAAGGAGGAUAUGGGGGAUGCCAAGAAGGGAAAAGAUAAAAGCAGUAAGAAGAAAAAGAAGAAAGGGGCCACUAGUGAAUCGAAGCUUGAGAGUGAAUACAAAAAAGGUUUGAGACCAGUCUUGUGGUUGACACCAGAUUUUUCUCUGAAAACAGAUGAGCUACUGCCUCUACUUGACAUCUUGGCCAACAAGGUCAAAGCCGUUAGGAGACUCAGGGAACUUUUGACAACUAAACUUCCACCUGGGACGUUUCCUGUCAAGAUAGCAAUCCCAAUUGUCCCCACUAUAAGAGUCCUUGUUACUUUCACUAAGUUUGAAGAACUUCAGCCAUCAGAGGAGUUUUCAACCCCUCUCUCCAGCCCUGCACAUUUCCAGGAUGCCAAGUCCAAGGAAUCAGAGGGGUCCACGUCAUGGAUUUCAUGGAUGAGAGGGAGUCGUGGUGGGCAAUCUAGUGACAGUGACAGUCACCGAUAUAAGGAUGAGGUUGACCCUUUCCAAAUACCAUCAGACUAUACAUGGGUUGAUGCGAAUGAGAAGAAGCGCCGCUUGAAGGCGAAGAAAGCCAAGAGCAAGAAAAAUAGGAAACACGCAGCAGCAAGAGGUGGGGACGGUGGACAUCAGGUCAGUGAGGAUGUAGAAGAAUAACUACCUCAAAAUCUAUUUCAUGCUUCGCCACUUUUUAGGUCCGACUAUGAGGAGGGAGAGGGAGGUUAACUCCUCUGCGCAGCUGACCUUCAAAUUUUCCCUUUGGAUGAUUUGGUUGGUGGAUGAUUGUUUGGAAAUCAAUUUGUUGUUGAUUAAGAAGGGCCUUGUCUUCUUGAUCAGUUGUAUUUUUAUGUGAAGUGAGAUCAUCGAGGAGCAGAGUCUUCUCGUUUCUCUGAUAGCGUGUUUUACUUCCAAUUUUUCGUUGACACCAAUCUUUGUAUCUAAUUCAAGUAACAAUUUCUUUUUUGUGAUUGGUAUUCUCUCAUGUCAUUCUAGCGCAAGUUAACAACUAUU
This is a messenger RNA of Juglans regia (Persian walnut), 3154 nucleotides long. RefSeq names its product ankyrin repeat domain-containing protein 13A. Gene Ontology annotation, cellular component: cytoplasm. The record is from RefSeq and is a predicted model, not a curated record. The transcript has 3 exons. Gene Ontology annotation, molecular function: protein binding. The coding region runs from base 824 to 2800 and encodes 658 amino acids. Lineage: Eukaryota; Viridiplantae; Streptophyta; Magnoliopsida; Fagales; Juglandaceae.